AUGUCGACAAUUGCCCGGACCCUGUGGUCCCUUGCUUACGUCGUUCCGAAAGGCACGGAGAAGGAUCAUAAACAGAUGACCGCUAUCGAGUAUAAUCUCAAUUACCAGCAUCUUACUCUCAACCUCGAUACGAGUGUCGCGAAGAGCGAACACUAA
Coprinopsis cinerea okayama7#130 is the source of this 156-nucleotide messenger RNA. RefSeq lists its product as hypothetical. Bases 1 to 156 code for a protein of 51 amino acids. The record is from RefSeq and is a predicted model, not a curated record. NCBI's taxonomy places the organism in Eukaryota, Fungi, Basidiomycota, Agaricomycetes, Agaricales, Psathyrellaceae. The transcript is spliced from 2 exons.